Molecule: messenger RNA, 7037 nt
Organism: Homarus americanus (American lobster)
Lineage: Eukaryota; Metazoa; Arthropoda; Malacostraca; Decapoda; Nephropidae
Product: poly(A)-specific ribonuclease PARN-like
Exons: 15
Coding region: 344-2050 (568 amino acids)
Biological process (GO): nuclear-transcribed mRNA poly(A) tail shortening
Cellular component (GO): cytoplasm
Molecular function (GO): poly(A)-specific ribonuclease activity; RNA binding
Source: RefSeq, a predicted model, not a curated record
CCAUUCCUGUGUCUUGGGUCGUUGUGUAGCGAUAUUUAUAGAUAGUAUAAUCUAUAAUUGCUACUUUCUCUGUUGACGCUAAAUGAUUCAUGAAAAUUAAUUUAUAUGGAUAAAAACUAUUUUGAAAUGCAUUUAUUAGAAAGGAGUAUCUAAAACAUACUCCUACGAUGAUCAAAACGAGUAAUAACAUUUAAUUUAAUAAACCUAAGACCAGCAGAUGGUGAUAUGGCAACAGUGAGUUGUAUCAAAACACAAGAUCCAAACACUGAUAACACUAACUGGCUCAACCUUAACUACCCUGCUGAACCUUAACUACCCUGGCCCGGGGACUGUCAAGACAAGAAUGGAGGUGACAAAGGACAAUUUCAAAGAGGUCCUGCCUAGUGUACUAAGUGCAAUUGAAAAUGCAGACUUUGUGGCUGUUGAUGCAGAAUUCACUGGUUUGCGUCACCAUGGGACGUCAAAAUACUGUGAGCUUGAUACUCCAGAAGAAAGAUAUGCCAAAAGCAGAGCGGCUGCACAGAGUUUUGGAAUGAUUCAGUUUGGAGUUACAACAUUUCGAUAUGUUAAAGAGAAAUUUGCAUACUCCCAUGCAACUUACUGCUUUUAUCUGCUGGGGAAAGCAGGGGACAUACUGUAUUAUGAUAAUAACAGUCUGAAAUUCUUGGCUGACAAUGGAUUUGAUUUCAACAAAUUGUUUAAAAGUGGACUUCCUUACCUCUCUUUGGCACAAGAAGCUGAGAAAAGGGCAGAGUAUAAAACCCAAUCCUUAGAACCACAAAUGCCAUCUCCCAUAAAGGUAGCAGAGGAAAAUGCCAGAAAAUUCUUGAAAGAGACAGAGGCCAAAAUGGAUGCGUUUAUGGUGGAUGAGUCACAGGACGUUCUUUUGCUUCCUGGCAGUAACAUUUCUUCUUUUUUUCGUAAGAUCUUGUAUAAUAAUAUUGCAGCCCUGUACCAGAAUAUUCUUGUUCGCUGUGUAACAACAGACAGUGAAAGAAACAUUGAAAUACGCAAGUUUGAAUCAUCGGCAUCUAGAAUCAAAUUUCUUGAGGAAGAAAGAGAACAAAGAUUAGAUGAAAAGAUGGGCUUCACUCAUGUGAUCCAUAAGAUUUUGGAAACUGGAACACCAAUUGUGGGUCACAAUCUUAUUUUAGACCUGUUUCAUAUGAUUGACAAAAUGGUUCAGCCUCUGCCAGAGCAACAUGAACAGUUCAAGAACUUGGUUAAAUGCAAUAUUCCCACUAUAUAUGAUACCAAACUCAUAGCAAAAGAUCCUCCAUUCUGUGUAGACAUUCCAAUUACGUCUUUAGGGAUCUUGUACAGUGAUCUGUGUACCAAGUAUAGUCCCCCAGACUUUAAUGUUGAAGAUGGUUAUGAAAGUUACAACAUUGAAGACAACAGCAAGGCCCAUGAUGCAGGCUAUGAUGCAUUCAUGACGGGCGUUUGCUUUGUUACCAUGGUCAAGAAACUAGAUGGUAUACAUUGGAAGAAUAAAUCAGUGAUAAAGUCAAAACAUCUUGCUCCUUAUGCCAAUAGAGUGAACAACAUGAACUCAUAUGACAUUCCAUUCCUAAACCUGGUUGGAGCUGAUGUCCAGGUUAACAGGAGCAGAAUAUUUUGUGUGGAAUGUCCUUCCUCUUGGACUGCAGUACAUGUCCAUUCACUCUUUCACAUGAUCAAACCUAUGAAACUAGUAUGGGUGAACAGCACUUUCCUGUAUGUCAUUCCCCUGGAUGAUAUAGACAACAAGGCCUGUAAACAACAUCUCAAGACUCUUCAUGCCAACUGUCCUCCACUGGUGCGUAUAAGGUUGUAUGGGGACACAGGAAGCUCAAAAAGAAAGUCUGUAUCUGAUGAAGUUCCCCCGGGAGUAGAGACCUGUGCAAGUCGUGUACAAGAGUUCAAGAGACUGAAAAGUAUUGGAUCAGAUCAACUCUCAAAGAUGACUUUAGAAUCUCCCAGUGCUGAAGAAGCUCCUCCUAUAGUCAGUGGAGAUAAUGGCAAGAGAUUGGUAACUGAUGGUGUGUUUUCUGUACCUGAUGAGUGGUAGUUGAUCAAGAAUGGUUAGUGUUCCUCACUGGUGGAUGCUCAGUGUUGAAUAAAUUUAAUGGUUUUUAGUAUUUGAAAUUAAUAUGAUUUAGAGAUUAUGAGUAAAAGGUAUGUUUUGAGAAGUGAUCACUUCCAUUUAUUGCUCAUGUAAUAUAAAUAUUUUGGCCUGCGUAAGCAUUUCCCAUAGAGUCAGUACAUUAUAUAAUGAAGUGUCAGCCUCUAGAGGUUCCAGAAAAUUUAUCAAAACCUAAAACCACAUUUGUCCAUUUCAUUUUUUUUUUAAUAUUUCUGUACCAAGGAAACUAUAUUAUUUACAAUACAAUACAGUAUAUAUUUUAUCUUCUUUGCCACUGAUUGGUCUGCUAAAAUAUUUUUUUGGAGGUGAUAAUAUUCUCCAUACAUUUUUUUUUCUAGUAUUUAAACUGAUACCAGGAUCAAUUUUUUUUUAAUCCUCCUUCAUAUUUAAACUCAGAUGAAUGUAGCUCAUUAUAGAAUUCCUCCCUCUCUACUGCUGGGGGGUAAAACCUAUUGUAUUCUUAUUGCUGAAUAUACAGUACAUGUACUGUAUAUUGUAUUACAAAUUUUUUGAGAGAAUUUAAACAUACCUGUACAGUAUAAUGAAGGAGCUCAUAAUUACAUGUAUGCCUAUCUGGUAUCAUUCAGGAUAUCCUGUCAAUGUUAUAUUACAGUAUCAUGUUUUAAGUCGCCCUAAUUGAAAAACUUAUGUCCAUGGGAAAAUUUGGGCACACUUAAUUUCUUGUUUUACAUUGUAAUGGUGUUAAACAAAUGCAAUGAAUUCAGACAAGUUACCACAAAUUUCUUUUGUAAAUCAGAUUCAGGGAAAGAAUAUGAUAGAUCAUUGUGUUAAAGGGUAAAUGUGACAAUAUUUUUACUAAUUACCCUAAAUUGAAAUUGUGUCCAGAUCAUUUCAUAAUGACAUUGGUAACAUUGUACAGGUACCGAAAUUUUUAACACUACACGUAUUUUUGUAUUUUUGAUAAGUGGAUCCUUUGUACAAAAUGGCUAGUUGUUAAUAAAAUGUAUGUUUUACGUGUGCACAUUCAAUUUGGAAUGUAAUAAGAGACACAAAUUUUUUUUUUCCAUUUCUCCAUAAGGGUGAUUGAGAACAUGUUCUCAUUUAAGUAUUGAAAGUUAAGAAAAUAUGGGUAUGGAAGUUGAGGAUAUGAGGAAGUGUGGUGUUGGGUGACCUGCAUCAGGUGGACUGGAGCUCUGGCAGUCCCUUGCAAUCUUGGUAACCUGAGGGUUGUCUUGAGUCCACUCUUGCCACAGGAACUUGGUGAUCAGGACCAAGCUGGUGGUGGUGGGAUCAGCUCACCCCCACCGUCACGAUAAUCCCUUCACCGCGCAAGCCAAAUGUUUCAUUAUUUCAUCUCCAUCAUCAUCAACACAAUUUUAUAGUCAUGUGGCGGUGGGAUAGGGUGAUGGGAACAGGCUGAGGAUGUGGCCAUAAGUCACUAGCCCGAGUCCUGCAUGUAGGCGGCAUGAGAGUGAUGGUCAAUGGCUAGAUGGGACAAGGAACGGUUCCUGCUUCGGCAGCUUCCUACGCAACUGAGCAGCCCUCUUCAGGGAGCCUCACCGCAAAGACACAUCAGAUCUCUCGAGGCCUUCUAUAUCCGUUGUUUGCAGCAUAUUCUUGGUCUGACCUGGCAGGACAGAGUCCUUCAUACAGACAUCCUCCUGCGUGCCAACACAACUAGCAUAAAGGCAUUUCUGGCGAAGUGACACAUGCAAUGGGCGGAACACGUCAUUCGCAUGCCAGAGCACCGACUCUCCCACCAGAUCCUCUACGGGCAGCUGCCCGAGGCAAACUGCAACCCUGGAGGACAAUGCAAACAAUUGCAUCCGAUCAUAGUCUAUAGCACUCCACCUGUACUCAAGGUGUCAAACAUCUUGAGAAUGGGUGUAAUAGGGUCAGAUGUGCACAUAGGGAAAGGAGACACAAUCGCCCUCCCAGAGACCUCCCACCCAACCCAGAGUUGUCGUUCUCAAUGUGCAAUAGAGUCUGUGGGUCAAGUAUCGGACUCCAGUGGCACCACCGACAACAUUCCUAGUUCACCACUCAUCAUCAUCAUCAAUUUCAUAAUGAAGCAGAGUCGUUGUCAGCUACGACGGACAGCCUUAAGCAAGUAAGUGUGUGUGUGUGUGCACGUGAGUGUGUGAAGUGUCUCCACCUUUUUGCUUCAGCCCUUUCCUGAUGCUUUCUGCACCUCUUGUUUUCUUUUCUCUUAUUUCCUCUUUCUUGAUUCACCCUCAUCCAUGUAGUAAUAGAUGAGAGAGAGAUAAAUAAAUAUGAAACAUGCCAGUUGUGGAUCAGAUAUUAAAAUUUAUAAAUGGGCGUUUCUCGAGACCGCAGAGGUAAGUCGUUUAGAUAAUCAAUUUGUUUAAUGUGCAAAGUUUGUUUCAUGUGUAAGGAAUAAACCUUAGUAAUUCAUUUGAAGAAACAAAAGGAAAAUUUUGCAUUUUUUUAAUAUUGUAAUUGGUGCUUGUUUACAUGUGGGAUGAGUGAGCGGUGUGAAAUAAUGUUGUGUGGUUGUUUAAUAAUGGAUGUGGUAAUACAUGUACAGUACAGCUAUUCCUCUAUUUUUUAACGUUCACUAUAAAAAAUUUCUCAUUAACAAGAUAGACAAAGUACGGACCAUCUUUCUGUAUACACAAGCAAAUUUUACAUUUAUGAAACCCUGGGCAGGUAUGAAGCAUAUAGCUGCCGCCAUACCAAAGAUUAUGUGGGGUAUACACACCAAUUUUAUCAUUCAGAACAUUUGAUUGAAAAAUUAACGUAUCACUAUGUUAUAAAAACUACACUGAACUCUCACUAAUUUCUUAUUCACAAUUAAAUAUUGUUUUAACCAUACAGUUUUGUAGCCAUUCCUCACAGAAGAUUUUUUUUUUUUAAAGAAACACUUAAAAUUUAUAAAAGUAACAUGAACUUCCCACAUAUAUAUAUAUAUAUAAUAAAUACAAUAAAAAAUAAAAAGGUGUGUGCAAGAGAUCUCUAUCCCAUAGCUGUCUGUCAACUGCCCACCCACCACCAACUAGAGAACACAUCCAUAUCUACCCACUUUAACCAGCUUAUGAUAUUGUAUUAAAACCUUAUGCAUCUACAGUAAUAACUGUAAGAAUGCAUAGAAUAACUAUAUAACUUGUGGUAAUGAAUGAUUUAUUAAGAAGUGUGUACAGAACACUGUCAGUUGUUAAUACUCAUGUUAUAUAGUAACACACUUGUUAUUUCUUUAUACUGUACAGGGUGUGGUUGGCAGAGCACUGGCAGGAUUUUUUUUACUCAUUAUGCACAAAAUGGAGCAAUUUUUAAAGAAUUAUUACAUACAUUCAUAUACACAACCUUGGGACAAUCAUCUAAAUGCUAGAGGCUUCUAGCUGAGUAUGCACAAUGUGAUCUUUUGUAAGUGUAUUUUAAAAUGUUUAAAACAUUUAUAUUUUUUAGAGAACCUUUAAUAUUUCAUGAAACACAACCGAAAUAUAUUAAUAAAUUGUAAACAUAUUAUUGGGAUUAAAGAAUCAUUACUGUGCAUGCAUAAUCACCAUCUCAGGGCCAUUUGUCAACUAACAGCCACCCCCACAAUGCCCCCUCCCCACUAUCUACACCCAAUUUUACCAGUCUUGUGAUAUUAAAACAGUAAUUACAUGUAUGUAAUAACUAAUAACUGUAACAGUAUAUAAAAUAAUUACAGUAGUACUGUACAAAAGUUAACAAAUCUUUUGAGAAGGAAGCCUCUUUAUAAUGAAGUCUGCAGUAAAUAAUCAAAUAAUUAAAACUUGGAAAAAAUGUAAUGCAAUUCAAAAUAUCUAAAUUUUCAUGUACAUUGUGAACCUUCCUGAGUGGAGGUUUGUUUGUAAUGUAUCAUCAACAAAUCAGUGAAGAGCUUCAUGAGUCUUCAUUUAUAAACCUGUUGUGUAAUUGUUCACUGUUUUAAGUUUCUGUGCUCUUAUUUCACAUAGUCAAUAUUAGAGGCAAUUCAGGGUAAAAAGUAUUUUGUGAGGAAUGUUUUGGAAUGAUCUACAACGUACUAUAACACGUGUCAGUGUUGGUCAGGUGUGGUCUUAAAGGAGCUCACACUUGGUGCUAUCACAAUAUUCUCUCACUCCAAAGUAGUUAGCUCUGAUAAUUUUCUGUACUUAUGGCUUUUUUAAUGUGAGGCUGUGACCAUUAGUGUAAGAAGACCAUUAAAUAGGUUUGAGUGUUUAAUUUGUUGGAGAAACACUAAAUAUUUUAAUAUGUUUCAUUACACUUGUUUUUUAAAGGUUUAAUCUCAAACAAAGACAAUCUAUUACCUAAUGAAAACAUAGAUUCCUUUGUCUUUAAUAGUUGGCAGGAUGGGUGGGCAAACUCUAUGCUAGUUACCAUGCACAAUUCACGACAUCUUGAGUUCUAUUGCUUCAUUGGAACACAUCCUUAUGCCUCCUGUGUUAUAUCUACCUCUGGUAACAAAGUUUCUUUCAACAAAGUGAAAUCAUGGAUUGUAGCCACUUAGUUAACAGAGGUUUAUUAUACAUAAACUGUCUGAUGAAUAAUUUGUUGAAAAGCGUGUUCAUCUUAUUCUCCUUUUCACAGUCAUUCAUCAACUGAUGUUCCUUCACCAAGCUCAUAUCAUUUAAUAAUGACUAAAAUCACCACUGAGAUUAUACUCUUGCUGUUUCUUGAUAAAAUGAACACUUGGUGAAGCUCAAAUGUGGAUUAUAAAUAAAGAAAAUAUAAUAUAAAGCUAUAAAAUGAGAAAAAUGGAGAGCAUUGAUGUGUGAAAUGAAUCAUUGAGUUGCCACAGCGCCCCCCUCAAUGUAACAUCUUGGCAUGCACACACACACACAAGUCUCUGAGUCACCAGCAUAAUUUCCCAGCUGAACUGUGUGGCUCCGCCCAGAGGAUGGUUUGAGUGUGGGAGGAGCUAUAUUUUGUGCAUAAAAUAUGUGCUGUUGUAUUUUACAACAUGCUAUGUAACAUUUUUUUUUUU